AAUGAAAAGUUGUGGAUAGUUAGCGUAAUCGUGGAGUCUAGUGACAAAAAUGAAAUUUUGUUAAUAUUUCUUUCUCGAUUCAUCGAUUUGUUACGCUACGAUCGUACUUCAUUAGCUGUUUAACUAUUGUGUUUAGGUUUCAACAAUGCAACGACUGUUCCGGCCGGGACGCUCGGUCUUCCGCCAAGGGAAGGGCCCGGUAUUGGCCAGCUGCCGGGCGCAGCAGAAUGCGCCCUCUCUACAUCAGUGUGCAGUGUGCUAUUCGUCACGGCGGCCAGGCUUCCUGUCGCGAGUGAUUGAUAACAUCAAGCAGGAGAUGGACAAAAACAAAGAGAUGAAGGAGAAUCUGAAAAAGUUCCGCGAAGAGGCUCAAAAGCUGGAGGAAUCCGAAGCACUGAAGGCGGCCCGACAAAAGUUCAACACCGUCGAGUCGGAGACGUCAACAACGGUCAAGGACAACCUGGAGAAACUUCGGGGGAAAGUGUCCGAGGUGCUGGAUGAAGCUGCCAAGACAGAUAUCGCCCGCAAGGCGGGCAAAAUUGGCGAAGAGAUCGGUCGAACUGCUAAAGGGAUGGGUGAAACGAUAGCGGAGAAAGGUCAGGAACUGGGCAAGAGUGGGGCCUUCAAGGGGAUAUCGGAAGCGACGAAAGCGGUUCGGCAGGAGAUCGACAGUCAGGGUAUUUCGGCACGAGUUUACCGAGCGCCGGAGCGACUCCGGAAGAGAAUCGAAGUCAGUAUGGCCGAUUCGACGAGGGUUUUCGAAGCGAACACGGAAGCGUUUGGAGUCGAGCUGCAUAAAGAUAGUAAAUUCUAUGAGAGUUGGGAGAACUUCAAGAACAACAAUGCCUACGUGAAUAAGGUGCUCUCGUGGAAGAUAAAAUAUGACGAGUCGGAAAAUCCGAUGAUUCGAGCCUCACGACUCCUCACCGACAAGAUGACCGAUGUAAUGGGGAACCUUUUCUCCAAAACCGAACUCUCGGAAACGCUCACCGAGAUAUGCAAAAUCGAUCCGAACUUCGACCAGAAGCAGUUCCUACGCGAUUGCGAAAACGACAUCAUCCCCAACAUCCUGGAGGCGAUGAUUCGGGGCGACUUGGAGAUCCUCAAGGAUUGGUGCUUCGAGAGUACGUACAACAUCAUUGCCACGCCAAUCUCGCAGGCCCAGAAGGCGGGAUACUUUCUGGACUCGAAGAUUCUCGACAUCGAAAAUGUGGACCUGGCGAUGGGGAAGGUGAUGGAGCAGGGACCGGUGCUGAUUAUCACCUUCCAGACGCAGCAGAUUAUGUGCGUAAGGGACAGCAAAAACUCGGUGGUCGAGGGUGACCCGGAGAAGGUGAUGCGGUGUAAUUACGUGUGGGUUCUGUGCCGGGAUCCGACCGAUCUGAACCCGAAGUCGGCGUGGCGGUUGAUGGAGCUGCAGGGAAACAGCACGGAGCAGUUUGUGUAGAUAAGCGCGUUAUGAGAGAGAAUGAAGGCGAAGAGUUCAUUCCACGGACAGUUGUUCAUUGGUUUGGUCCGUGGAACUGGAACUCGCGGUCUCGUGUUCUGUGAGAGCCUCUUCAAUCCUGAAUUUUCGAAUCAUCUGCUCAGGAAAGGGAGGCUACGAAUGAUCGAGAAUGAAUGUACAUUAUGCUUAGUUUUAUUUGAUAAGUUUGUAGAGAUGCUCGCUAUAUUGAAUGUAUGCGGAAGAAAAGAAACCUCCAAGAGUAGCGUAGACUCAAUAAAUGAUAGCUACUC
Toxorhynchites rutilus septentrionalis is the source of this 1737-nucleotide messenger RNA. RefSeq names its product mitochondrial import inner membrane translocase subunit TIM44. The transcript is spliced from 4 exons. Gene Ontology annotation, molecular function: protein-folding chaperone binding. Gene Ontology annotation, biological process: protein import into mitochondrial matrix. The record is from RefSeq and is a predicted model, not a curated record. Lineage: Eukaryota; Metazoa; Arthropoda; Insecta; Diptera; Culicidae. The coding region runs from base 146 to 1447 and encodes 433 amino acids. Gene Ontology annotation, cellular component: mitochondrial inner membrane.